Messenger RNA from Peronospora belbahrii, 903 nucleotides. Lineage: Eukaryota; Oomycota; Peronosporomycetes; Peronosporales; Peronosporaceae. The record is from the annotation of a GenBank genome assembly.
AUGACGAAGGAAGAACAUCGUCGUCGUACAAGUGAACGAAUUGAUCAUUUACUCGAAGCACGACCUGAUUUAGAAGAUUUGGAGCAACGGAAUGUCGUACCAACAGCUUUAUCGACUGUAGCAUCGACACUUCAAGGUGUACAGAAACAAUUACAACGUCAAUUAAGUGCUGAUGAACUAGCACAUCGACUCAAGAAUCGACCAGAUGUGCAAGAAUUACGUGAUCAUGCUAUUGUUCAUGGUACUGACAGUAUUGCACCUAGUCUACAGGCUACACAAGAGAAAUUACAACGUCAAUUGAAUUGUGAUAAAGUCAAUCAGCAGUUAACGAAACGACCGUCGAUUGAAGAAUUACGUACGACGGGCGUUUUAGAGACAAGCGCAGAGUUGGCACCAAGUCUUACGGCAACAGCAAAGAAACUGGAGAGGAAUUUCGUACAGGAUCAAGUGUCACAUUUACUUGAAUCUCGACCGGAGAAGGAAGAACUUGUUUCGCAUCAUAUUCUAGAAGAACAGGAUGCAGCACUAGCACCAGUAUUGCAAGGGACUAAACAUCAGCUAGAACAUCAGUUGAAGACGGACCAGAUUGCACGCCAAUUGCGUCAAAGACCUUCUGUAACCGAGCUGGAGGAGAAAGGCAUUCUUGAUGAAGGGGAGCUAGGGGAGGACGGACUGCCGAAGAAACGUUCAUUGUCACGACGAGCUCGCUACGCGUUGGCACUCAAGGCAGCUAGCCGCAUCGCAGCAGACAAGUUGAUCUCAGCAGAGGAAAAGGCACGUCUAAAGGAUUUGAUCUUGAGCGACGAUGAAAAGGUUGUUGCUGCACUCGAGUGCUAUGAGCUGGAUGAGGAUAUUGAAGAAAUGCUGGACACACUGUAUCGUGUUGCCAAGGUGCCACCGUGA